UUGAGCAAAACAGUUGGUACGUGAGUUUGGAGUUGUGAGUAAGAGUUACGUAUCUUGGUCGGAUUAUCGCGUGUGAGGCGGAUUAACUCUAGAUAUAUUUCGCGCACUGCAAUUCGCAACUGAAAGAUAUCAUUGACCAUAUAUAUUCUCAGUGUUUAAUUUAUUUCCACUAAGGAACUCAAGUGCGUUGAGCUCGAAAGUGCAGUUAAUGAAAUAGUGCAUUCAAAAAGGAUAAAUAUCAUUCGGAAAGGAAUAGUGGUGCCUAAAAGACCUACUUUGGAAAUACAAAAGUGGAGUAACUCUUCAUAUUGAACAUUUAAAAUGAUAUGGUUCAUUCUUUUCUACGGCCUGAUACUUAUCAGCACCUCAUUUCAAGCGGGCGGUGAUGGACCACAAUUAGGAUUAAUCAAACAAUGGAACUUAAUUAACUAUAACUUUGAAUGGGAUGCGCCAGUCAACGAUAAAAACUUUUUUAAUGAUGAAAAUAUUGUUGCAACUGGCUUAGCUCUGUCCCCUGAUCGCAUUUUUGUAGCAACACCACGUCUUUUCUCUGGUGUUCCGGCCACUGUCAGUACAGUACAACGCGACCAGUUCGGUGACUCACCUGUGUUGCAGGCUUACCCGGAUUGGUCUUUCCACACCACAAGCUUGGGAAACUAUAAUUGCAGCGAACUUGGGUUAGUGUCCGUCUAUCGCCUUCGCAUUGACUCUUGUAAUCGGCUUUGGGCUCUGGAUGCUGGCGUUUCACGGUCAUUGGAAGAUUAUGAAAUUACAUGCCCACCGAAAAUCUUAAUUUUUGAUCUUGCAACAAAUCAAGUUGUCAGACGUAUUGAUUUCCCACGUGAAGUCCGACGAGGGGAAACUCUUUUUACCAAUUUAAUCGUUGAUGAAACCACAUCAAAACCAGAAAACAACUGCGAUGAUGUUUUUGUUUAUAUAAGCGACACUGUGGAACCAGCAAUCGUAGUCUACGAUAGUGCCCGUGACUUAACAUGGAGAUUGUCUCAUCCGUCUAUGUUCCCAGAUCCAGAUUUUGCCGAAUCUACAAUCGGAAAUGAUAAGUUCACUCUUAUGGAUGGAAUAGUAGGAUUAGGAUUUGAUGCUAAAGCAGGACUUGUAUAUUUCCAACCAUUGGCUACUGACCGUCUCUUCUCAAUUUCCACUGAAGCUCUACGCGCAGGACCCUUCCCAAGAAAUCAAGCUAUUCCAGUAAAACUAGUUGGUAGAAAAGCAUCUCAAGGUAUCGGAUUGACAGUAUCCCCUAUCGACGGAAGCGUCUACUUCAGCCCAUUGACUGAAACAGCUGUUGCAUCAUGGAACCCAGUUACCAGCGAGCAAAAGAUUUUGGCAUACGAUCCCGAAGCUCUCCAAUUUGUUGCCGAUAUGUCCCUCGCUGCCGAUGACCCAACUGGUAUUUAUGUGAUUUCAUCGAAAUUCCACCGAUAUUUCUUGAAGAACGUGAAUCGUGGCGAAAUCAACGUUCGAAUCUUGAGACUCUCAGCUGGCGGUUUAGGGCAGCCAGUGUUGUCAAGCUCAAAUCCAAUUUUCGGAGUCUCACAGGGACAAUACAAUCAGGCCGUCCGCCCGCCAGCACCAUAUUCGUUUGUUCCAUCAAAUGUUCAGAACCUGGGUGCUCCCGUUCGGUUUGCAGGAGCUGGAUACAGCAGCAAGGGUAUAACGAACCCCUUCCUUGCAAUCAACACUGGCAAACGAAUUAUUCAAACCACUGCAGUACCUAGUACAUCAUACGCCACUUUCAGCCGUCCAGCUUUUGGAACAGCCUACAAACAUGUUCAUCUUACAACACGUUCAUAAUUUCAUUUCAGAUUAAUUCAUUUUCAUUCAGUUUUACUUUUUCCAGAUUCUCCUUUACAAUUUGUGUUCUAAUAGAAAUAUGUAUAUUUUUAAAUGGAUUACAUGUAAAAAAUGAGAGAAUAUUUGUUCUAAAGAGAACAUUGCUCCCAGUAUGUUUGUUAAAUGCUACAAACCUAACUUUACAAACUCGAUACAUGUACAUAUAUAUUUCAAGAAAUAUUUUUUUGCACGAGAAUUUAUCGUUAGAAAAGUCCUAACACUUUUUUCUUCUAGACUUAUCACUGAGGUUUCCAUUAACAGAACAAUUUAGUGGUAGAUGUUAAAAUAGAUUGAUACUUCACAGUUAAUUUAACAACAAAUCAUCAAACUAGAAUACUCAAAACAUUGAAUCUGCCAUACAUGUGUAAUACGUAUGUUGUGCUUACUUAUUGAAGGUGCUUUACCACGAAACAUUCUUUACGUAAGUUUCAAACCCUGAAAUUAUUUAAAAUUGUAAAUGUAUAUAUUUUUGUAAUAUUAUAUUUUAUUUAUACA
Messenger RNA from Hermetia illucens (black soldier fly), 2349 nucleotides. Its product is annotated as major royal jelly protein 1. NCBI's taxonomy places the organism in Eukaryota, Metazoa, Arthropoda, Insecta, Diptera, Stratiomyidae. Gene Ontology annotation, cellular component: extracellular region. Bases 322 to 1815 code for a protein of 497 amino acids. The transcript has 8 exons. The record is from RefSeq and is a predicted model, not a curated record.